This is a messenger RNA of Dioszegia hungarica, 2751 nucleotides long. RefSeq lists its product as uncharacterized. The coding region runs from base 1 to 2751 and encodes 916 amino acids. Gene Ontology annotation, biological process: mRNA processing. The record is from RefSeq and is a predicted model, not a curated record. Lineage: Eukaryota; Fungi; Basidiomycota; Tremellomycetes; Tremellales; Bulleribasidiaceae. Gene Ontology annotation, cellular component: nucleus. The transcript is spliced from 10 exons. Gene Ontology annotation, molecular function: RNA binding.
AUGACGUCCCGCUUGAAACACAAGCUCGAUUUGGAGCAGGUCAACCUCAAGAGCGCAUAUUUGAACGAAUCGUUUGUCCAGAUCGGAACACCACUACCUGCGCUGGCAGAGAGCCGUAAAGACAAGCUCGAGUAUGUACCGGAAUGGCAACAAGAGGUGCGCGAUGAGCAAGGACGUCGUCGGUUCCACGGGGCCUUCACUGGAGGAUACUCAGCGGGCUACUACAACUCCGUGGGGUCCAAAGAAGGAUGGGCCCCUUCGACCUUCAAGUCCUCCCGUACCAAUCGGGCGGCCAAAACCCAGCGGCCAGAGGACUUUAUGGAUGAAGAAGAUCUGGCACAGAUGAAGGAGGAUCGGACUCUGGAGAAUACCGAAACGUUCAGGUCGGACCGGCUGGGUAGUACAAAGGCUGAGCUGGCUGAGAAGAACAUUCCAUCAGCCCUCCAAUCGCUUAUCGAGCCCGCCCGGACAUCCAUCGGCCAAACCCUCCUGCAGAAACAAGGCUGGCGUCCCGGACAAGGUAUCGGACCUCGAAUCAACCUCCGGCGGCUCAAAAUGCAAGAUGCCAAGUCGGGCCGUUUACCGGAUCCCGACGAUGGGGACGAGGAUGUCGAUAUGGACCCGAGCAUCGGGGGCGAGGGCAGUGGGACUGGGAAGGGAAAGGGGAAGCAUACGUUUGCGCCGAGGGAUACGAAGCUGGUGGUCUACGAGGCGAAGGAGGAGAAGGCGGGAUUAGGGUAUUCGAAGGGGAUGGGAAGAGGGUUGGAUCGCGCGAAACCGCUAGCCAACCACGUCGAUAUGGACGACGAAGAUGAUCCCUACGCCAUAGCAGGGCCAUCGACCUCGGCCCGCCCGUUCGCUUUUACCGAUGCAGACGAAGACGAGGAUAUGCCGGUCGUCAUUGGUGGCUCGGCGGGUCCGUCCCGACUGCCUCCUUCAGCCAGAGACAUGUCGUCCUCGUCGAGAGGGGGCAGGUCGGACAUAGAUACGACGAGGUGGCAUGAUGGUCGGCCGGUCCUGUCAGGGUUCGAGCUAGACCCACUAGGUGUUCCAGCGGAUAAAUGGUUUGAGAUGCCGGAAAUACCGCCAGAUUGGAGACCUCGUCCUGCGCGCGUUUGGGGAACAGGGAAGAGAUGGGAUGAGAAGCCUGGGGAGGUCAAGGUGGAGAAGGAGGUCGUUAGGGGUGUUCCGGGUCGGCCGUUGACUUUUGAGCAGCGGGGUCAAGCAUUAGAGGAAACAGCACCUAUUACCACAUCCGCCCCUCCGAUACCUCAAUCGACAACGGAAGAUGGGAAAACGUCAAAAGCGAAAUCGGUCUUCGAAUACAUGUCCGAGAAAGACCGAGAACGGAUCCAAGCCAUAGCCGCUGCUGCCCGAGCCGGGGCCACCGUCCCUCCACCUCUCUCCCUAACCGAUACCCCUGCAUCCUCUGCCCCUCCCCCUCCUACCUCGGUCAUCAUCCCCCCACUCUCCCCUCGAACCGCCGGUGCCGCCCUCCGCGGCUUCAUACCCUACACCGACGAUCCCGCCAAACAAGACCGGUACCGCUCCUAUCUCUCCUCUCAGACCCUCAACACCCGCACGCCGCAACCCAACCUCCGGACCGGAUCUAUCGAGGAGAUCAAUAAAGAGCUGGACGACUUUGCCGGCUCUGCGCGGAUAUUCAAGCCCAUGUCAUUCGCCAUGUCGUCCCGCUUUACGAGUGGGUCCGCGAGCCUCGCCGGAAGCGAUAUGAAGCAGGCGAAACCGGGUCUACAUAUGUACGACAAGGAGAAGGCGGAGAAGGCGAUAGAGGAUGCCAAGAAGGUUCGGGAUAAUCAGGAUAAGGUGGAGGAGAAGCGGAAUAUGGGGCCGAGGGAGCGUGCGGCGGUGGAGGGGCGGUAUGGCGUGGAGACUCGGGUGGUGAAGGAGUUUUAUCCGGCCAAGUUGGUGUGUAGGAGGUUUGGCGUGCAGGAUCCUCAUCCGGAGGGAGAGCCCAAGGGGGCAGGGGCUGGAGCUGGCAGUGGGGGUGGAGUAGGGGAGUUGGGGGCGUUGCCGAAGAAUGAUGCGAGCUGGGAGGAUGCUUUCAUCUACAAGCCGGCGGAACCGAGCUCGCCCAGUUCGACUACGGCGGUACCCCUAGCGGCAGGGGCGGCGGCGCUGGUGGAAGAAGGAGAGCGCGUACCCAAGUCGCUGGCGGAAGUGGGGAUGGCGGAGGAUAUCAAUCAGGGGAGGGAUACUCUGACGUAUACCAAACCGAGUAUCGAUAUCUUUAAGGCGAUCUUUGCGAGUGACGAUGAGGACUCGGAUGAGGAGGACGGGGCAGAUGCGGACGCGGGACCUGCCAAAGCCACGACCACCCCCGCUAUAUCGGCGGUCUCCACAUCCUCGGCUGCUGCGCCAAAGCCGGUCUCGACUGCCCCGGUAGAUCUCACGACGUUCAAGCCGGUCUUCCAGGUCAAGCGAGAGAGGGACGACACGGAUCCCACCCAGCCUAAACGGAAGAAGGACAAGAGCAAGCCGAAAGGGAGUCUCAGCUUCCAAGUGGAGGAAGAAGGGGAGGAAGGUGGGGCCGGUGGCGAUGCGGAAGGAAGGGAGAGGAAACGGAAGAUGGAGCGGAAAGAGCCGGUGGCGAGUGUGUUGAGGAAGAGUGCGGCGAUACCGGUGAAGGAGACGGCACCUGCGGAAGAGGAGGAUAUGUGGGUGGAGAAGCCGGCGCCGAUUCUGGCUAGAGUGGGUGGUGGGAGGAAAGGGGCGGCAGACUUCAUGUGA